GCCAAUGUUCAUGUUAUUUUUAAUUUCUAACUUUAAUUAAGUGUAUUGUCGUUUGUUUUGUUAAGAUAGGUGGCGUUAUUCAAGGUCGUCUGACUGCUUUUGUAGUAAUCAGACGGUUGACAUCGUGUAGGACUUCAUCUUGUUUACCUUUGGCUCUAGCAGGAGAGCUAACGCUAACGGCGUUAGCCCACUCCCUCGCUAGCCUGCACAGUCCUAGCGUUAGCUUAAAAAGCUAACUCAAAUCUGUGGCGAAAUGGCGGCCAAUACGACACAAGCAACCCCAGCAACUAACUGGUCCUAUAGUACCGCUGGAGAUGGCCAGGUUCAUGAAAACCCAGAAUGGGAGAAGGCAAGACAAGCACUAGCAUCCAUUAGCAAGAGUCAGAGUUCUGCUAAAACUACACAAGCCAGCCGGACCACAGCAGAGGCCGGUCAGUUCCAGCCAGCAGUGACUGACUCUGCCGCGAUGCAGCAGCAACAGCAGCAGCAACAACAGCAACAACAGCAGCAGCAACAGCAACAGUACUAUCCGUGGUACCAGCAAACCCAGCAGCACUAUCCUGGAUACACAUACCCCUAUAACUAUUACUACCCCAUGGGUCCAUAUGGAGCUGCAUAUCCACCAAAUCAGUAUGGUGUACCCCCAGGGCCUUACCCAGGAACUCCACCCUCCAAUGGCCAGCCUCCUCCAGUGCCGGGCAUGGAAGACCAAUCCCCCAGCUACCCCUCUCAACCACAACCUCCUCCCCCCGCUACUCCCCAGCCACCCCAGAGCCCAACCACUUCAGAGAAACCCCCUCCUCCCCCACCCCCACCUAUUCCUCCCCCACCCAACUCCCAGUACCCCCCUCCUCCAUCACAAAAUGCUUACAGUGCCAACAACUCCAUGCCAUACCCACCUGGUGACCCCAACCAAAUGCAAGUCUACAAUCAUUCCCAGGGAAGGCCUAAUUAUGGCCAGGGCUUCCAGCCCCCACCCAACUCCCAGUACCCCCCUCCUCCAUCACAAAAUGCUUACAGUGCCAACAACUCCAUGCCAUACCCACCUGGUGACCCCAACCAAAUGCAAGUCUACAAUCAUUCCCAGGGAAGGCCUAAUUAUGGCCAGGGCUUCCAGGCCCAGAACACCUACCAGCCCUCUCAGAAUACCUCCCAGCAGCAGAGCCAGUAUGUACCAGGGUUAGGCAGAGGAGAGGCCAACAAAAACAAAAACCAAAAACAAGGACAACAACUUUGGCACCGCAUGAAACAGGCACCUGGUACAGCUUCUGUGAAGUUCAACAUUUCUAAGAGGCCCUAUCAGGUUCAGUGUUCUCCAGUUUCCAAUCAAGCUUUCCCUCCAGGUGAGCAGCCUUCAGGAUUGAAUCCAGCACCCUCUUCCCCAGCUACUGCCAGUGCUGCACCUGGAGGUGCUCAGACACGACCCCAGGACUGGCCCCAAGCCAUGAAGGAAUACGUGCAGCGCUGUUUUACAGCCUGUGAGACAGAGGAAGACAAAGAUCGCACAGAGAAAGUGCUGAAGGAAGUCCUGCAGGACCGGUUGAAAGAUGGCUCUGCUUAUACUAUUGACUGGACUCGUGAGCCACUGCCAGAAUUAAAGGUCAAGCAGUCUCGCUGGGAAGCUGUACCACCCCAGAGGACAUCAGAUAACUCAAUUAGCCGUGGUGGAAGUACUGUGGCUGCAGCUUCAAGAGGCAGGGGUGGUGGACACAGAUUGGGCCACUACAGGAAUAUAUUUUCUCAAAGGAGUCCAUCCUCUAGUUCAUCCCGUUCCUCCUCUCGCUCCCCAUCUCCCUCUCAUGGCAGACACAGGGACCGCAGCAAUCAAAGGCACAGGCGAAGUGAUUCUGGCUCACAGUCAGACAGCAGCAUCUCCAGUGACCUCCGACCUCAGCUGUCAAGGCGAAAUCAGAAAGGAGCACGUGGUCGUGGUAAUGACAGGGAUAGAGGACGAGGAGGUGGCGAGAGAGGACGAGGAAGAGGAGGAAAAGCAAACAGAGGAAGACGAAACAUGGAAGAGUCCAGUGUUGGAAAGAAGAGGAAAGGCGGGAGUGCUGGUCUGGAUUUCCAUGACCCCAACAGAGAAGCCAAGAAGCAGAGCAGAGCAGCUCGUUUCCACAAGCAGCUGCGUUCAGAGCCCCUGGUUCUCUCCAUCAAUGCCCUGGACCUGCCCGAUGGAACACAAGAGGGCCUGAGCUGGGAGGACUGCCCUAUUGUGGGAACAUGUCAGGACAUCACCAAGUCCUACCUUAGGCUCACCUGCGCCCCUGACCCCUCCACUGUGCGCCCUGUGCAUGUGCUAAGAAAAUCUCUACAGUCUGUGAAAGCCCACUGGAAAAACAACCAGGACUAUGCCUAUGCCUGCGAACAGAUGAAGUCCAUACGACAAGACCUCACGGUCCAAGGAGUUCGAACCGACUUCACAGUGGAAGUGUACGAGUGUCAUGCACGCAUUGCUCUCGAAAAGGGAGACCAUGAAGAGUUCAAUCAGUGCCAGACCCAGCUGAAGGCCCUGUAUAAGGACAACCCCUCAGAGAACAUUGGAGAGUUUACAGCAUAUAGGUUGCUGUAUUACAUCUUCACUAAAAACUCUGGAGAUCUGACCACUGAGUUGGUGUACUUGACCCCGGCCCUGCGGGCAGAUGAUUGUGUGGCUCAUGCUCUUGCACUCCGUGCUGCCUGGGCAUUAGGAAACUUUCGCCGUUUCUUUAAGCUCUACCUGGAAGCCCCACGCAUGGCUUCAUACCUCAUUGACAAGUUUGUAGAGAGGGAAAGAAAGAUUGCACUUCGGGCCAUAGUCAAAACGUUCAGGCCUGACUUGCCGGUGCAGUAUGUGCAGUCCACUCUGGGCUUCCCUUGUUUAGACUCCUGUAUGACAUUUCUUACUGGGCUAGGUGUCACUUUCACCCCAUCUGACCCCAAAAAGAUAGACUGCAAAACCAGCACAGCCGCUUUGGCUGCCUCCUGAGGGGGUGGGGGUACCACAGUAAAGGGAGACACUAAGGGACCCUCAUUGAUCCUUACAUAUUCAAUGCACUGCACUUCAGACACUUCAGCCAGUUCAGAAAGAGUAGUGGCAAACUAACACCUAUAUAAGACCCAUAGAGAAAGAUGCAUGUUAACAUACUCUGCUGCAAGACCUAGAUUUCAGAAUGAGAUGUAAUUAUCUGAUACUCAGAUAAGAACUGUUUUUAAACAUGAGGGAGAAUGUCUGCACACACUGUCACACAAUUAUUAUGAAUUAGUCUAAGGCCCAAGUUAUCUCAACAAAUAUGAUGCCAGAAAAGUGAGUGAACAGUUUAGAUUUGGGAUGAUCAUAUAGUCUCGGUGCUUAGAGGCCAAGAAGUCACAGAACCAGAUCAGGGAGGCACCCCCCCCCCAUGGUUCCUGUUCCUUUACCACCGUCAGAUGUCAAAGCUAACAGUGUUCUGUUAUGUUUUUUCCUUCCUCAAGUCAACAGCUCCAAGACCUGAAGAUUCAAGCCCUGUCAAUCAAAGGGGAAAGACAAACAGCUCUUCUUCAAGUCACAUAUCCAGCUCUCUGCUGUUUGAAGUCAAGCCUAUGGAAGCAGGUCAACUUUGCAUUUCCUCUUAAAGACUGUGAGACGAUGCGGUGAGAAGAUGCCAGCAGUUUGUCUGAAAGAAGAGAUGGUGGUUUGUAUGUCCUGCCCUGCAUCCCAUUUCCUCAAUGUAUCUACAGCUGGUUGUUCAUCCUGUCCCUUGUCCCCAACCAUAUGGCCCGUGAAAGCAAUGGACCUAAGUCGAAAGUCUUGUUCCUGAUUUAAUUAAGUAGUAUUCAUCUGUUGGUCUCAGUUAUGAAAUGGCUGGCCAACAUUGGAAAGAAGUCUCAAUCUCAUGACCAUUGACUUUGUGUAUGAUAAAGGAUACAGGCAAGUGUUCAUCAAGGUUAUCCUCACUCCUCCGUGUCCUGGAAGCUGAGCUCCGUCAUCAGAAUUAAAGCAGCCACAGACGGAGAGGAAAUCUCCAUCAUCCUCAGGUAGAAGUUCCCGCCAGCACCUAGAAUCCAGCACACCGUGGUCAACACAGCAAAAUGCAGUAGUGAUGACCUUAACUCCUUGAGCUGUUAUUCAAGAGAAUCGGGCAUCUGAGCUGGAAUCUACAAGUACAGCUGAAGGUUUUUCUGGGCGGAGCAUCGAGGGAAACAUGCUGCUUAUUCUCAAAUGAGUGGUUUGUAUGCUGCAAUCUGGCUCUGGUGUGUGCAAGGCUGGUAAGAGAAAGGGACUUCUCUGGAAGGAGGUGGAUGACGGCACAACAGACAUGUUGCCUCAUGUCUCUCCUGUGUUAAAUGUUUUAUGUCUUGCCUUUUAUGGACAGCAGUAUUGGCCUUUCUCCUGGAAAAAAAAAAGGAAAAAGAAUUAUGGAGCUGCAGUCAGUUUCAUGAAAAUUUACAGGUUGAUAUUGGACAAAUCAAGUAUCAUAAAUUUGACAAAAUGCUAAUAGGCAGAGUCAGUAAGAUCCUAGAAAUGUUACUGCACAGAUGUUCACUGCUGUUUGAACGUCAUGAUGAAGUAUUUAAAUCAAAACAGAUGAGUUUGAAACUGUAGACAGUAAUUUAAUAAAGAGGGAGAUACAAGUGGAGUGCAGCUUUGUGCUUUUAUGUCCAUUUUCCAGUAGAUAUGAAAUUAUUUUCUAAAAUAAAUACAGUAAUUGUAGUCUCUGAUAUACAGAAUAGUUUUUCUAUGUGGCAGUGGAAUUGUAGCAGACUUAGUCCUCUCUGAUGUGAUUUGGCCAUUUUCCUGCAGGUUUGUGCUUUUCAGGACCUACAAUAAUAUUGGUGGUGGUGCGCACUGUCUUAGGUGAUGAUUAGGAAAUUAACAAUUAGACAGCUUGUAAACGUUAGGAAAUUGAACCCUCACCAACAGGGUAAACAUAAACAUUUCAUAGACUUCUUGUUUUGCUUACUAUCGUAUCCUACAAUUUGGGUCCUCAUUGAAAGAUUGUGCUGAAACUUACAACGCAGAUCGACAUUGUUCCACAUAAUUUUGAGUUUUUUUUUUUUUUUAAUUUUAACAGUAUUAUUUGCCACUGUAGAAAUACUGAGCCUGAGGUAUUUACAACUUUGGUGUAACUGACCAGAGCGUGAGUGGAUGCAGGCUUGCUGUACAAUCUACAUGUUUACUUGUCUACAAAGUUUAUUUUUUGUAAAUACUGUAUAAUAUUGCUGUGAUUUCUUUUCAGUUGGUACAUAGGUUUUGUUUAUUUUCACACAUGGGUAAGUGUGAAUAGUUUUUUGUUUUUUUCUGGGUUUCACAAAACUCAGACCAUUUAUGUGAAUAUGUAAACUUACGUGCAGACAGAUCUGGAUUGGAUUGUGUGCAAUGUCUUCAUCGUCAUAACAGUUGAUAUAGUGUAGGAGUUUAUAAUUGCUGGUGGUAGGGUUUCCUGUUAACAUAAUUACAAACUCUCUGACCAAAUUUUGGCAAGAUGUUAUUCUCAAAUCCCACUGAUAUGAAACGUGGUUUUUUUCCUUCAGGCAAAAACAAAACAUGACCACAUUUUGUCAUUUGCCUGUUUUGCAGCAAAGAAAGAAAUUUCCAUCAAGUUGACAAAAAUGCUUGUUUAAACCUGGAUCAUCACUUUGUUUCUCAAACUGUUCAACUGUUAACCAUUAUUUCAGCAAAUAUUUUGUAAUGUCAAUGAUCUCAACAUGUUUUCUUUCUUCCCCCUUCAUCUACCUGAUCCCCUGUCCUCUUUGCUCUUCCCUCCCCUCACUCCCUAAACCUUUCUCUCACACACCACCAGACUUCUCAUUCUUCAGCUCGUAGCACUGCUGCAUUGCAGGAGCACAUGGAGCGAUGAUAAGUGGGCGAACCUCCUCCAGACGCCAGCCGGAGAGAGUGAAUUGUGAGCAAUCCAAGUCUUGGUUUGACCCACUCAAGUUGAAGCCAUACAGCUGAUAAAAUACAUGGGAGCCUCACAUAAUGAAAUGUGGAAAAUGUUGAUCUGCUGCUAAUGUGAUUUGCUGCUAACCCAAAUAUUUAAAAAUGUCUCUGUGCAACAUGAUACCUGUUUUAGUUUUAAACAAUGUUUGAGGAUUGAGAAACUUGCAGUGUGCUGUUCUUUUCUGUUUGUCCAGAUGUAUUUGCAUUUUUGAGUCAGUUUGCUGGUAAAAAUGUGUAAUUCUUUUGUUUGUUUUUUUCCACCCAAUUCGUUUGUACUUAGGAAUCAUUUGGCUAGUUUUUGGUCAAUAAGACAGACCUGCCUGACUCAGUUGUAUAUUUAAGCCUUCUUUUGAGAGUUUUAUUGCUCAUUAUCUAAAAUGUCUCUGGACAUACAGAAUGUGCUGAAAUUCACCUCCAUUUAAAA
Messenger RNA from Seriola dumerili (greater amberjack), 6326 nucleotides. It is a transcript of the gene leng8, whose product is annotated as leukocyte receptor cluster member 8. The record is from RefSeq and is a predicted model, not a curated record. Gene Ontology annotation, cellular component: nucleus. Lineage: Eukaryota; Metazoa; Chordata; Actinopteri; Carangiformes; Carangidae. The transcript is spliced from 16 exons. The coding region runs from base 254 to 2968 and encodes 904 amino acids.